AUGAACUGCUACAUGCUCAUAAUAUGGGUUCUCUCCACGCUGGUGGAUGCCUCUACCGACAGUGGCGAGACCAUCAACAUUUCCACCACGCCCAUCAACGACACCACCCAGGCCGCAACAGUGUUACUGCCCGACAACGUCUUAGCGAGCCUGAGCCCCAUGUUGGACAUGUAUCUUCCGCCGGCCGUCAGAGAUUUUCUAGUGUCCUGUCACCGAGCACUCACCAGCUGGCUCGGCUUUGAUCCCACGAUCCUGCUUUCUCUGGGCCCUAUCGUAUGGGCCGCCAAAAGACUCUGGUCCGAGAUGAAAGUACUUGUGAUCGACGACAUCAUCUGCAACUGGUUCACCGCCAGGGUCGAGGUUGGCGACGACGACCCCAUCUUCAUCCACAUCAUGCGCUGGGUCGCCGUCCAGCCCAACUCGGCCAAGACGCGCUUCCUCCAAGCGGACACCAUAGCCGGCAGCGCCGACGACCAUGAUGAGGAUGAUGAAGCCGGAGCCGUAGCUGCUGCUGGAGCUGCGGCUGUCAAAGAUGCUGGUACUACUACUACUACCACCAACACCAACGCCAGCACCACGAGCACCACAAGCACCACAGGCACUGCCGCAGACCCUUCCAACAUCACGGCCACCACCACCACCAGCAAGAAGAAAAAACAAGCCCCCAUGCUCCUUCCCAACGGCGAAGUCUGCCUCAACUUCUCCACGCACAAGCACCAAAAACCUCCCCGCUUCCUGCCGGCAGUCAACGUGCCCUACACGUUUUCCUUUGGCGGGACCUACUUCUGGCUGAACCGAACGCGGUCGCACAUCGCGUCGCAGUCGGAGUGGCGCGGUCUCUCGAUGCGCAAGGAAGAGAACCUUAUCAUCACCUGCAUCGGUUUUUCCGCGCGGCCCAUCAAGGACUUCAUCCAGCUGACCAAGGAAUGGAACCACAACCGCCAAGCAGCAACGACGGUGGUGCGGCGCCCCUCGCGGCCAGAGAUGCGAUCGUGGGGCGGCCGGCACGCGUGGGCCGAGGUGGCGGAUCGGCCUAUUCGGCCCAUGGAUACCGUGGUGCUAGACGAGAGGCAGAAGCUGAUGGUGUUGCAGGACAUGAACGAGUAUCUGCAGAGGGAGACGGCGCUGUGGUAUGGCGAGCGGGGGAUCCCGCUGCGCAGGGGGUAUCUGUUCCAUGGACCGCCGGGCACGGGAAAGACUAGCUUGAGCUUUGCGCUAGCGGGCGUGUUUGGGCUGGAUAUCUUUGUGAUUUCGUUGCUGGAUCAGAAUCUGACAGAGGACGAUCUGGCGCUGUUGUUCACGAACUUGCCGAGACGGUGUGUGGUGCUUUUGGAGGAUAUCGAUACCGCGGGACUGGUGAACAGACGGGAUGCAGAUGAGAAGAGUGACAGUAGCAGUAGUAGUAGUGGCAGUGAUGGUGAUGGUGACGGGGAUGGGAGCAGUACUGAUAGUGAGGAUGAUUAUAUAGUGAGCGAGAAGAAGAGGGCGCUGGAGGUGCUGCAUCUGGGGGGCAAGUUGGCGAGGUGGAAGAAGAAGGAAAAUAAGGGGAAGAAGGGGAAUGAGAAAGGGAAGGAGACAGAGGCCCUCGAGAAGGAGUUAAAGGAGAAAGCGGCUGAGUUAGAAGAGAUGCUUAAAGAUAAGGAGGGGGGGAGUGAUGAGGAGAAGAAAAAGAAGGACGGUGAGAAAGAUGAGGCUGAUGCUGAUGAGAAGGUUACUACUGACCAAGAGAAAGUUUGUACUGACGCUCAGGAAAGUACCACACCUGAAAGGGCAGGAGAGAAGAGGUCUCCUACCUCGACAGGCGAUGAUGAUGGCGGUGAGAAAGGGGAGAAGCCGACAGAAACCACCGACAAGAAAAAGAAGAAGAAAACCAUGACGGCCAGUGAGAAAAAGGCCAAAAAGAAGCAAAAGAAAAGAAAAAAGGCAAAGAUGCUCGCUGCCGAGGUUACCCGUGACAUCGAGUACAUCGGGAGACAGUACAGUCGCAGACGUGCCUCCCCAUACGACCGCGAACGGGGUAUUUCGCUAUCAGGUCUGCUCAACGCCAUCGACGGCGUGGCCUCGCACGAAGGCCGCGUGCUCAUCAUGACGACCAACAAGCCCGAGAAGCUCGACGAAGCACUGCUCCGACCGGGCAGGGUGGACCUCCAGAUUGCCUUCCUCAACGCCACGCAGGAGCAGGUCAGGGAGCUGUUUGAGAGGAUGUACGAGGCUGAUGUGGUGGACCCAGCAACAGCGACGGCGGUGACUUUUACCAAGGUUGGGAAUAAACUCACGGCUAGCACCACCACCACCACGGCGGCAGCUACUACAUCGCCUUCGGUCGUUCAUUCUUCUCCUCCUCGUACAGAGAUCACUUUAUCCCCUGGCAUCGCUGCUGCUACCCCAAGAUCGUCGACCUCAAACUCCUCGACGACGACAAUAACAACAACAACCUCGGCAAGUCCUCCAUCCGAGCUCCAAAAGAUCGCCAAGCAGUUCUCCCUCAGGAUCCCGCCGACGCAGAUCCUCAGCCCGGCGGAGAUCCAGGGAUUCCUGCUAAGACGCAAGAAGGACCCGCGGAGAGCGCUGGCAGAGGUGGAUAAGUGGGUGGAGGAGCUGGUAAAGGCGAAGGAGAGUAAGAGCAAGAUUUUGGAUGCUAAGGCUGUUUGA
This is a messenger RNA of Sordaria macrospora k-hell, 2652 nucleotides long. NCBI's taxonomy places the organism in Eukaryota, Fungi, Ascomycota, Sordariomycetes, Sordariales, Sordariaceae. The record is from RefSeq and is a predicted model, not a curated record.